Messenger RNA from Mesitornis unicolor (brown roatelo), 1947 nucleotides. It is a transcript of the gene SGMS1, whose product is annotated as sphingomyelin synthase 1. The record is from RefSeq and is a predicted model, not a curated record. Lineage: Eukaryota; Metazoa; Chordata; Aves; Mesitornithiformes; Mesitornithidae. Gene Ontology annotation, biological process: ceramide biosynthetic process; sphingomyelin biosynthetic process. The coding region runs from base 128 to 1363 and encodes 411 amino acids. Gene Ontology annotation, molecular function: ceramide cholinephosphotransferase activity; sphingomyelin synthase activity; protein binding. The transcript has 5 exons. Gene Ontology annotation, cellular component: endoplasmic reticulum membrane; Golgi membrane.
UGCCUCUCGCCAAGCUGCUUCCCCAGACAAGAUGAAGCCAAGGAGGAGCUUUCCGACACGCUGGAGUCACAGUGACUGCUGCCUGGUUUAAAAUCCAUGUCAGACUGUGCCCCGGCUGCCUGGCGAGAUGAAAGAAGUGGUGCUGUGGUCGCCCGAAGAGGUGACGACUUGGUUAACGGAAAAUGCUGUGCCGGAGUAUUGUGAGCCCUUGAAGAGCUUCACCGGGCAGGAUUUGAUCAACCUCACGGAGGAGGAUUUUAAGAAGACGCCUCUCUCCCGGGUGUCUUCUGACAGCGGCCAGCGGCUAUUGCACAUGAUCGAAACUUUAAAAAUGGCUCACCACAUGGAGGCUCACAAAAACGGGCACGUCAACGGGCACAUCCGUGUCGGCAACGCCACGCACGAGAACGGCUUUAGCAGUAAACUGAAACUGAACGGGAUGCCAAAUGGGUAUAAGAAGGAAAUGAUAAAGAUCCCCAUGCCAGAGCCAGAGCGCUCGCAGUAUCCCGCGGAAUGGGGCAAGACUAUCCUGGCUUUUAUUUAUGCACUUUUUUGUUUCGUCUUUACCACAGUGACUAUCUCAGUCGUUCAUGAACGAGUGCCUCCCAAGGAGGUGCAGCCUCCCCUGCCAGAUGCAUUUUUCGAUCGUUUUGAUCGGGUGCAGUGGGCUUUUUCUAUUUGUGAAAUCAACGGCAUGAUCCUUGUAGGACUGUGGUUUGUUCAGUGGCUGCUCUUAAAAUACAAGUCUAUAAUUGGCAGAAGAUUUUUCUGUAUAGUUGGCACACUAUACCUGUAUCGGUGUAUUACAAUGUAUGUGACUACACUCCCAGUACCUGGCAUGCAUUUCAAGUGUUCUCCGAAGCUUUUUGGAGACUGGGAAUCUCAUCUGCGAAGGAUAAUGAAGCUGCUUGCUGGCGGAGGAUUGUCCAUCACGGGAUCCCACAACAUGUGCGGCGACUACCUGUACAGCGGCCACACCGUCAUACUGACUCUUACCUACUUAUUUAUCAAAGAGUAUUCCCCGCGGCGACUCUGGUGGUAUCACUGGCUUUGCUGGGCGCUCAGCAUGGUUGGGAUGUUCUGCAUCCUCCUUGCUCAUGACCACUACACUGUGGACGUGGUGGUGGCUUACUACAUCACUACAAGACUUUUCUGGUGGUAUCACACAAUGGCCAACCAGCAAGUGCUAAAAGAAGCUUCCCAAACUAACCUCCUCGCAAGGGUCUGGUGGUACAAACCCUUCCAGUACUUAGAAAAGAAUGUCCAAGGAAUUGUACCUCGCUCCUACCACUGGCCCUUCCCCUGGCCAGUGCUGCACAGGGGCAGGCAGGUGAAAUACAGCCGCUUGGUGAACGACACAUAACAGCGUGUCAGCGGACACAACAGGGGCAGAGGACUUGUCCCAAGUGCUAAGAACUCCAUACGAGAAGAUGCCAUAAAAAAAAAAAGAAAUCAACCUGCUCCCUAACCCUUUCUUUUAACAGUUCCCUUGACUUAACCUAUUCAGUUACCUGGUAAGCACUGUGAUCUUUUUUUCUCUCCAAAGGAUCUGCGUUGGACAACAAUAAAGAAAAUUUAACUUCUCAUGCACUGUUAUACAUUUCUUGUUAAUAGAUGUGGGAUUGACAUUUACCCAUCACCGUGUUCCUUUGUAUAUGAUGCGGCAGCAUAAAUGAAAGCUUUUAUAUCAUGAGUUCUGGUCUUUCCAGUCGCGUCUGGGAAUAAAGCAUAUUAUUUUCUUGGGAAAACAUACUUUUCAUAUCUCUUGCCCCAAAGAUUGGGCUGUAAGCCAUUUUCUAGCAAAUGACUCUAUGAAGGUUUCUAAAUACCUGCCUUGGGUGAAAUCGAGAAAUCUUUCUACCUGUCGCACCGCGCUAUGAAUAAGAUGACAGACACAGGGAGGUUUGGUAAUCUUGGUUUUGUAGAAUCUGCAGUGACUGUGUCAAA